This is a messenger RNA of Saimiri boliviensis boliviensis (Bolivian squirrel monkey), 1128 nucleotides long. It is a transcript of the gene B9D2, whose product is annotated as B9 domain containing 2. Gene Ontology annotation, cellular component: MKS complex. NCBI's taxonomy places the organism in Eukaryota, Metazoa, Chordata, Mammalia, Primates, Cebidae. The record is from RefSeq and is a predicted model, not a curated record. Gene Ontology annotation, biological process: cilium assembly.
UACAAGGCCAGGGGAGGAGCCUGCUGUUGCCCCAGCAACAACCAGGGAACCCAAGGCGACAGCGACCUCAGAAGUAUUGCGGCUUCCAUCUCUCGCAGACAGGAAGGUCCUGGGAGAGGCGCGAGGCAAGCCUGGUCGGCGCCCGCGGAGAAAAAGACAAGUCAAACCCACGAACUACAAACCUCGUUACCGCGUUCGCGUCUCCUAACCGUUAAGGGCGCCAAGGCUUUCCUGGGUUGGCAAUUAGGAUCUGUGGCCAAGACCUCAGCCCCAGGGGUUUGACGAAGGUAGCUUGGAAUCCUAGUACUACCCUUUACCUGGGCCAUGGCUGAGGUGCAUGUGAUCGGGCAGAUCAUGGGGGCCAGCGGUUUCUCGGAAAGUAGCCUCUUCUGCAAGUGGGGCAUCCACACAGGGGCGGCGUGGAAGCUCCUGUCAGGUGUGCGGGAGGGCCAGACACAGGUAGAUACCCCCCAGAUAGGGGAAAUGGCCUACUGGUCCCACCCCAUCGACCUGCACUUCGCCACCAAAGGUCUUCAAGGCUGGCCCCGGCUCCAUUUCCAGGUGUGGUCCCAGGACAGCUUUGGCCGCUGCCAGCUUGCAGGCUAUGGAUUUUGCCAUGUGCCCAGCAGCCCAGGCACCCACCAGCUGGCCUGCCCCACAUGGCGGCCCCUAGGCAGUUGGCGGGAGCAGCUGACACGGGCCUUUGUGGGUGGGGGGCCGCAGCUGCUGCAUGGGGACACCAUCUACAGUGGUGCCGACCGCUAUCGCCUGCACACAGCUGCUGGUGGCACCGUGCACCUGGAGAUCAGCCUGCUGCUGCGCCACUUUGACCGCUACGGCGUUGAGUGCUGAGGAACCCUGCCUCCAACGCCACCACCACCUGCACCCCUGCCCCGUGAGGGGCAGGAUGGCACAGGGGUCAAGAGCACGGACUCUGGAGACCGUCAGAGCUGACCCCAGCUAAGGCAUGGCACUGCUUCUGUCCUUGCGAGGACUUCUGGCUCACUCUAGGCCCAGUUUCUGUAUCUGUAAAUUGGGGACAGUAAAUGUGUAGGGUCGCAGGGUGUUGGGUCAAGAGGCUGCUUGGUACAAGGGAGGUGCUCAGUAAAGGAGAACAAUUCCUACAGG